Copidosoma floridanum is the source of this 2055-nucleotide messenger RNA. It is a transcript of the gene hpo, whose product is annotated as serine/threonine-protein kinase hippo. The record is from RefSeq and is a predicted model, not a curated record. Lineage: Eukaryota; Metazoa; Arthropoda; Insecta; Hymenoptera; Encyrtidae. Gene Ontology annotation, biological process: protein phosphorylation; signal transduction; protein tetramerization. Gene Ontology annotation, cellular component: cytoplasm. Gene Ontology annotation, molecular function: protein serine/threonine kinase activity; ATP binding.
UCCAGUUUCUGUACCGCGUCGUUAUAGGUACUCGUCGUGUGCUUUUUGUGUGUGGGUGGUAGUGCGGUGUGCGGUUUUGACGUUCACUGAACGAAGAUGUCUUCGAAAAGUGAACUCAAAAAGUUGUCAGAAGAAAGCUUAACCAGACAGCCAGAAGAAGUGUUUGAUAUAAUUUGUAAAUUAGGAGAAGGAUCUUAUGGAUCUGUAUAUAAGGCAUUGCACAAAGAAAGUGGACAGGUGCUUGCAAUCAAGCAAGUACCUGUUGACACUGAUCUUCAGGAAAUCAUAAAAGAAAUAUCUAUUAUGCAACAAUGUGAUUCUCCAUAUGUAGUCAAAUAUUAUGGAAGUUAUUUUAAAAAUACCGAUCUAUGGAUUGUUAUGGAGUACUGUGGUGCUGGUUCUGUUAGUGACAUCAUGAGGUUAAGAAAGAAAACAUUACAAGAAGACGAAAUCGCAACAAUUUUAUGUGAUACCUUAAAGGGCUUAGAAUAUCUACACUUGAGAAGAAAAAUCCACAGGGAUAUCAAAGCAGGAAAUAUCCUAUUAAAUAAUGAAGGACAUGCUAAGUUGGCAGACUUUGGUGUUGCUGGUCAAUUGACGGACACAAUGGCAAAGCGAAACACUGUCAUUGGUACUCCAUUCUGGAUGGCUCCAGAGGUAAUUCAAGAAAUUGGAUACGAUUGCGUGGCAGAUAUUUGGUCUCUGGGCAUUACAGCUCUUGAAAUGGCGGAGGGAAAACCACCUUAUGGAGAUAUACAUCCUAUGAGAGCGAUUUUCAUGAUCCCUACAAAGCCACCACCCAGCUUUAGAGAGCCAGACCAGUGGAGUCCAGAGUUUAUUGAUUUCGUUAGCGUGUGCCUUGUUAAAAACCCAGAAGAGAGAGCAACUGCUAGUGAAUUAUUAAAUCAUGAAUUCAUUGGCAAUGCUAAACAGCCAAAUAUUCUUAGUCUUAUGAUCGCAGAAGCACACGAAAUCAGAGAAAAACAAAGUGCCAAUCGUGCGCAUGUGAUAAAUAACGUAGCAAUUAAGGGGCAAAAUAAUGCUGAGGACUCGGAUGAAGACGAUUGCACUGGAACUAUGAAACCCUUACCAGAAGAUCAAGGAACUUUAGUCCCAGAACGUGACCUUCCAGACACAGGAACUCUCACGUCAGCAAUGCUAGAUUUAGGAACAAUGGUUAUAAAUAGUGAUACUGAUACGGAGGCAACAAUGAAAAGACAUAACACUGGAUCGGUUGAAUCUGGAAAAAAAUAUCGGCCAUUAUUCCUUGACCAUUUUGACAAGAAAGAAUCGCCAGAAGUUGAAAAAGGAAAUGGCCAAAUCCACUUGAUACAGACUAAUCCUGAGGUGGAUAACAAACCAGAAGUGCAUCAGCAGCAGCAGCAGCAGCAGCAACAACACCAACAAAAUCAAUUGGAAUCCCAAAGGUUUCAAAACCAUCUUCAGAUGCAACUUAAUCAAAUUUCACAUCCAGUGCCAGAGCAGCCCCAUAACAACAUAUCAAAGAUGCAAAAUGUGUUCAAUGAACGUGAAUUUGAUUUUUUGAAGUUCCUGUCGUUUGAGGAGUUGCAGCAGAGAAUGGAAAAUUUGGACGUCGAAUUGGAAAAAGAAAUUAACGAACUGAAAAAAAGGUACCAAACAAAGAGACAACCGAUACUUGAUGCUAUGGAUACAAAGCGAAAGCGUCAACAAAACUUUUAACAGUUAGGUACUUUUUUAACAAUACGUAAAAUGCGUGUGAUAAAUUGAAGGAUGUACAGAUGUAUAAAUAUGAAUAGAUGUUCUAUAAUCGUGCCCUCGUGAUCUCGUAAGUAACUACUUAAGUCUUUGACUUAAAAUUUUCAUCUUACGAAAUCAGAAUUUCGUUGUGAGAGGUAAAAAAUCUUUACCAGCCAAUAGCCUCAGAUCAACCAGCGUAAAUUAUUUUGCAAUAACGAUUCGAAAUAUGGGAGAACUACGAUAAUACUUAAUUUUUUUUUACUUGAAUGUAGUUAUUGUUAAAUAUACUAUAAAUACAAUACUUUUUCCAAAAAAAAAAAAAAAAAAAAAAAAAAA